CCGCUCCACACCUCCACCACCGUCGUCGUGCUCCAUCACCCCCAUGAACUUCGCCGCAACCCCCUCGCCACCCUCCCCCUCCUCGCCCGCUGCCUUCGCCGCUGCCACACCCUGCCCGGCCGCCGCCUCCGCCUUGGUUCCCACCCUCUUCUCGACUCCCUCUACCACGGCCACCGCGGAGAUGCCCCCUCGGCCGUCUUCCUCUUCCCCGGGGGCAGGGACCUCGGCCUCCUCGCCGCCGAUGCGGCCGGCCCGCCCUCCGUCCUCGUCGUCUUCGACGGCACGUGGAGGCAGGCCAAGGAGAUGGUGGCGGCGAGCUUGCCGUUCCUGGAGCAGUUCGCCACGAAGGUCUCGUUGGGCUGCUGCGAACCCGGGGUGGAAGGGCCGAGCACGUUCGAGUCUGAGCUCGUGCUGAGGAAGGAGCCAUUCAAGGGUUGCGUGAGCACGAUGGAGGCGGUGGCGAGGGCGCUUAGGGUAAUGGAGCCCGACGGCAAGGGGGCGGCGGUCGAGGCCACGCUGCUGUCGCUGUUGAGGGCCAUGGUGGGCUUCCAGGCGUGCCAUAUGAAGCCGAUGAAGCCUCGCUCCAAGUUGAGGAAGAAGGAUAUGACAAUGGCGGCAGGUCCAAAGAAGGAGAAGGAGAAGGAGAACGAGAAAGAGAAUGCAAAUGGGUCUACAGAGGCUGCAGAGGAACGACAUUACAUGGAACCUAUUUGUUAGAAUUACUGAGAGAGAGAUACGAAAGACAAUAUAACUUAGGCUUCAGAGUCCGAUAUGCUAACAACCCGUUUGUUGGAAUUACCCUUAGAGAAAGAGACCAAUAAAGUGUACCCUGAUCAAUUUACACAAUGUUUCCAACAGUGUUUCUCUAUUACAUUAUCAAGGCAACUUGGAUAGCACACCUUUCUUCCA
Messenger RNA from Musa acuminata subsp. malaccensis (wild Malaysian banana), 909 nucleotides. Its product is annotated as tRNA-uridine aminocarboxypropyltransferase A. The record is from RefSeq and is a predicted model, not a curated record. NCBI's taxonomy places the organism in Eukaryota, Viridiplantae, Streptophyta, Magnoliopsida, Zingiberales, Musaceae.